Molecule: messenger RNA, 642 nt
Organism: Entamoeba dispar SAW760
Lineage: Eukaryota; Evosea; Mastigamoebida; Endamoebidae
Exons: 2
Coding region: 1-642 (213 amino acids)
Source: RefSeq, a predicted model, not a curated record
AUGCAUUUACAACACAAAUUUAAGCAAGUUCUCAGAACUAAAACUAGACGAGAAGUUUUUCAAGCAAUUGGAAUUUUUAUUGGUUUUAUUAUCUGUGUUAGUAUUGUUAUUGUUGGUAUUUGUAUGACUAUUGAUGGAGUGUCUUUACCAAAAAGAUCUGAAUGUGGUAUUUUAUGUGGAUUUUGGGUAAAUGAACGUGGUGUAUUUGAUGAAAUUAUUUCAAUGUUUGGUGUGUUUGCUCCAUGGGUUUAUGGAAUUUCAACAAUCAUUUUAAUGCUUAUUCAUUGUCUUGGAAUAUUUUGUAGUAAACAAGAAAAUGGAGGAUUUAAACUCGAAUUUAUUUCUUUGAGAAAACGAGAUUAUAGCAAAUUAGUUGAAGUUAUUGGACUUUUAUUGAUUGGGUUUGGAGGAGUCCCUUUGUUACAACACAUUAUCAAUCCAAAUUUAUACCUUAACACUCAAGUCGAUAUUUAUAAUAUCGGUCAACUUCACUUCCCAUUUUUUGGGAUUUUCCUCGCAAUUAUUCGUUGGGUUUUUAUUUUGAACUUUUUUAUUUCUAUAAUUUAUGCUUUUGUAUAUAAUAAAGCAAAUGAAUCUUCUACUACAAUGGACGACUUGGUUAUUCCUUUCUAUCUAAGAUAG